This is a messenger RNA of Siniperca chuatsi (mandarin fish), 2940 nucleotides long. It is a transcript of the gene she, whose product is annotated as Src homology 2 domain containing E. Bases 470 to 1960 code for a protein of 496 amino acids. Gene Ontology annotation, molecular function: phosphotyrosine residue binding. The record is from RefSeq and is a predicted model, not a curated record. The transcript is spliced from 6 exons. NCBI's taxonomy places the organism in Eukaryota, Metazoa, Chordata, Actinopteri, Centrarchiformes, Sinipercidae.
UCCAUCUCAUCACUUCAUCUGGUCUACAGACUGGACGCACCAUCUCACGCUCCGGGAAUGGGAUCUUCACUGGGUUCAAAGAAAAACUUCGAGUUCUUUCGAGUUUACGCCCUCCAGAAGCUACUUUUCAAACUGCAGGGAUAGUUGUUACUGCAGGUGCAGGGUGACAGAAACAAAGAGUCACUGGCCAAUGACUUCCAAGACGCACCAGAAGUUAUCAGGGAGUUUCAGACGCUAGAAAUCAGUUUAACACCAUGAAGUGGACUCUCUAAAUUUGAUGACUAUGAGAUUCUUGUAAUUUCAGACCACAGUAACUUCAGCCGGGUCGUGCGUAAAAUAUCUGUGCGUAAAGUUGGAGCUGUUGCUCGCGGAUCAAAUUUAAUUCGAGUGGGGAAGCUAAUGCGAGAACGUGUAAGACAACAGAUUUUUAAUAUUUAAAUCGGUGAAAACUUUUACUACCUUGACAGCCAUGGCAAAAUGGUUCAGAGAUUUCCCCAUCAACCUGAAGAACGGAAAUGAAAGGGUCCGUUCGGCCUCUGAAUCUGGUCCACAAACUCGACCCAAACCCUCGUUUUCUCGUGACAGUCUGAAAGGAAAUCAGCGCAAAGAUGGGGGAGUGGGGGGUUUAUUGGCAGGGAGAAACAGGAAAAAUUCGGCUACAGAAUUGGGUCGUAACAACGCUGGUUCUAUUGGGACAGUCUGGGAUAGUCUCACAACUGGAAAAAGUCGCAAGAACUCCAAGGUCGAGACUGGGGCAUCAGAUGAGAACCGCCAGGUCAGGACCUCUAGUUUGGCGCAAGCAUACAUCAGCAGGAUGAUCAAAGUGGAUAAACACGACAAGACCCCCAAACUCAACGGGAUAAGUGAACAGCAGCCCGAAAACGAAAAGGGAAGGUCUGACAUUAAAACAACGCUGAUUAUCCUGGAGGACUACGCAGAUCCUUUUGAUGCAGAGAAAACCAAGGAGCAGAGAGAGGCUGAGAGAGCAGGAGUGAAUGAUGGGUACAUGGAGCCCUAUGAUGCCCAGGUCAUCAUCACAGAGGUUCGUAGACAGGGCUCCAAAGACCUCCUGAAAGUGUGUGUUCUGCUGGACCGAGGCCAGAGAGAGGGGAAGGGAGAAGAGGGAAAGCCAAUGCCCCCAAAUAUCUACGACACACCAUAUGAGGGCGGGCUAGAAGGUGACAGUGGGGGUGUGUGGAUCCCUGUCACACGGCCAGAGUCUGACGUCCGUCCCGCUGGAGAGUACGAACUGCCCUGGGAGUGGAGAAAGGAGGACAUUGUUAGAGCGCUGUCAGCUCAGUUCGAGGCAGUGGAUUGUUCUCCCAGUAAAGUGAAUGGUUCAACCUCUGGCCGCCAGCAGCAGCAGCAGCAGCAACAACACACCCUGAGGCUGAAGAACUGGAACAAUAAAACACUCGUACCAUCUUCUCCAUCCUCCUCCUCUUCUCCCUCCUUUCCCUCCUCUCCUAUUCUCAAACUCUCCCCUCUCACACCCCCAUCUCCCUCUUUCCCCACCCUCAAACUCUCACCACUCUCACCCUCUUCUAGUCCAAACAAACUUUCCCCUCCGUCUCCUACCUCCCCCAGUGCCCCACUGGAUGGGGAGGCAGCCAAAGUGGACCCCAGCCUGCCCCUGGAGAAGCAGAGCUGGUACCAUGGCAGUGUGAGUCGGCAGCAGGCUGAGGCUCAGCUGCAGCGCUGCAGGGAAGCCAGCUUCCUGGUGAGAGACAGCGAAUCAGGAACCAGCAAGUACUCCAUCGCUCUGAAGACCAGUCAGAGUUGUGUGCACAUCAUUGUGGCCCAGACUAAGAGCGUUAAGGGCUUGGGCUUCACCCUGGAUCAGAGUAGCUGCAUCUUCUCCAGUAUCCCUGAGCUGGUCCACCACUACUGCACACACAGGCUGCCUUUCACUGGAGCAGAGCACAUGACCCUGCAGCAUCCUGUGCCCAGGCCACACUGAACAUGCAAACACACUGGGACUUACACACGCACAGAGACAUGUAUUACACAUUUAUGCACAAAUGCACACAGACACAUAUACUUGUUAAUACAUACACACAUACCCAAAGAUAUGCUGCUUUGGAUUGUCCUGUGUACUACCUUAAUAAGUUUCUAUGUUUGUAUCGCUUCCAGGUGCCACCUAGUGGUCAAAGUCAUAGAUUACAUAACCACUUAUCACAUUGUUAUAGUGCUAAUUGUUCCAAAACUAAAAUCCACAAAACACACAUACACACAAGUUCUAUUGAAUGCACUUAUAGUUACAGGAUCCCUUCUUCCACAGCCUGGUGUAUUUGCCCCAUUGUCUUGUCCAUUGUCCCUACAGACCAUAUUCAGUACCAUGUAAACCAAAUAGAUUUGUGUAAUACCUGAAACAAUGCACCUAAAGCAAUGCACUUACUAUAACCAAUCAGAUAUUUGAAGUAAGUGGAGAGGUUUAUAAUCUCCUCAUGAAAUAAAAAGAGGUGCUGGCAUCAUCAAUUAGCACCAUCCAUGCCAUCCAGUUAGGCUUUGUCUGUGAGAUCAAUACACCUUAUUGGAGUACAUUCAUUCAUCCAUUUGACAUGUCAAUCAGCCUAUUGAUCUAUCCUGAGAAUCAGCUUUAUUGAUUAGAUGAUUAGAAUUAGUAUAGUGGGAGGGGUCUGAUAACAUUACAGUGUUACCCUUUCAGCAAAAUAGUUUGAGUGUGUGUAAGUGUGCAAAAUAAAAAUGUGAAUAUCAUCCAUUCCCAUGCCUUCACUGUAAUCUAAAUAAGGUUGUCAUGAUUAAAAAGAUAUCUUACUUUAUUGCGAAUGACCUGCUUACCCUAAAAUGUACCUUUGCAUAAAUGAUGUGUGCAUGAAGUGAUUGUUGGAUAUUGUCAGAUUUUUUUACACCAACCACACACUGAUGUGAGCUGUAUGUAAGACUUUUAUUCAGAAAAUAAAAUAAAAUUCAUAUCAA